AUGCUCGCCGCCCCAAGGGUAUUUCAGGACAUGGUGAAAACCAUGAGGGGCAAACCCAAAUUAGAGGAGUUAGGGAAGGCGUGUGACAACGCUCGCGCCCAGAUGACGAGGUUGUUAGCCACAAUUCACGGCGGUAAAUCUGCUUCAAACUUCGAAGAAAAGUACCAGGUCGCAGCUGAGGAUGACGGAAAAGCACAUGCACGGCGUAAGACAGUCCUAGCCGCACUAAAGAUCUCUGGGGAGACUACUCCUAAAAAAAGUAAGAAGUUAUGGGUCUCCGUCGUGAAGAAGCACAUAGACAAUGAAGAGGAGUGGCAUCAUAUAGCUGAAACUGGCUAUCAUACAACAGAUCGCCUAGACUGGGUUCUCUGGCAACUAAUCCGUCGGCAUUCUAUCGAGCUGCGCUUGAAUCCUCGACUAUACAUGUACAAGAACUCGGAGUCAAACAUGGAAGUAGUUCCAUUUAAUGAGGUCCUGGGUCUGGAAACUCGUCCUCUUUAUGUUCUGCUCGACAGAGAGAAGACCAUCUCGGUGGGCGAUCAACUCUACGGCAAUAUAUUUGGCUGUCUCCAAAAGCGAAGCCAAGUGGGCUUUAUGCUGAAGCGACCAUCGGGACAUCUUGUGUCUAUCUGUCAUCCAAAUAAACUGACCCUAAAGGCCCGUUGGAACGACGGCGUCACAGAGUCUGAAUUUCAGGCGAAGCCGGAUGAACUUGGUCAGCUUCUCCGUCGCAUUGCAACGGACGAACAAAGCAAGUGGAUGGUAACGUUCGACGGCUCAGGCCGUGUUGCGGAUGUCCUUGUGGGCGACCCCAGGUUUCGGGUAGAUCCUCCGGCCACAGGGGAUGGCCUGUUGGACCCCACAGGUCCGUCAACGACUGGCUUGCCACUCCCCAAAGAAUUCGAUAUUAUGCCAUCGGGUCUUGUUCACACAGAGGCGUCAGUGUCAAAUACAUCGACGGUACCGACUUCCAUCCCCGAAGCCCCUAGCAUUCCCUUCGCGAAAGAACCAACAUUAAUGAGUUCUUCUUCGAGAGGAUCCCUCGUGACUGUCGCAAUAGAUAUAACUAAACGGCAUAUCGAGAAUCAAGGUGCAUCGAGAAUACCUGGGCCUCGAUCGAGCCACGGUAUAGCACCAACUUCCCCACUUCCGCCCCAGGCUUCGUACGCAACGCAGCCACCCCAACCAGUUUCCCGCUUUGGGUCGCUCUAUACCACGAGCCACGGCUCCGCCGUACCCCGCAGCUCGGGCUUGAAGGAAGAACCAGUCGUGACUCCUUCUACUCGUAUCGAUAUACCAACACAGGCUCUACCGAGAAGUGAUGCUAAAUCUCCUGCCAUUAAUCAUGAUACAGCUCUCUCGUCCCAGAAAAUGGAAACAGUCGAUCCCGGUUCCUCAACGGUUCCACAAAUCAUAACGAGCGGGCGCCAGUCCAGGGCUUCCGAAUCUUCUGGGUUCAGUAGAAUCAUCCCAUCCAGUCUUCAAGAUACGAAGCGGCGAGGCCCUAAUACGGCAAAUAUGCAGGCUGACAAAAAGGACGGUUACAAAGGAACCAUUCCGACCCACCGUCCGAUGCCCCAAGUUCGAGAUGGUCAAGAAGCUAUAAAACGAGACACUGCUGAUCCGCCGCUGGGGAAAGUCACUGGUGUCUCCUCAAAUCCUAGCUCUGAUCCAUCCGUUCCCCCUUCCAAAGUUUCGAAUCGUGCUGAAACCAAGGUAGAGAUGUAUUUCUUCAGAUCCUGA
Pleurotus ostreatus (oyster mushroom) is the source of this 1743-nucleotide messenger RNA. RefSeq lists its product as uncharacterized. The transcript has 6 exons. The coding region runs from base 1 to 1743 and encodes 580 amino acids. Lineage: Eukaryota; Fungi; Basidiomycota; Agaricomycetes; Agaricales; Pleurotaceae. The record is from RefSeq and is a predicted model, not a curated record.